Molecule: messenger RNA, 3417 nt
Organism: Rhinocladiella mackenziei CBS 650.93
Lineage: Eukaryota; Fungi; Ascomycota; Eurotiomycetes; Chaetothyriales; Herpotrichiellaceae
Exons: 3
Coding region: 1-3417 (1138 amino acids)
Source: RefSeq, a predicted model, not a curated record
AUGUCAUUGAAUGGGCUUGAUGGGGCUGCGGUUGCCGAAGCGCACCAGGCUGCGCUGGCGGAAGCUGGAGGAUGGUUUUUGUUGAAGUACGUCAAUCGCGACACCGUGGAAUUGUUGAAGAAAGGAACUGGAGGAGUGCAAGAAGUGAAGAGUGUAAUAGAACAAUAUGAAGACAAAUCGCCCCUCUAUGGACUGGUGCAGUAUCGGCGCAAGAAGGUCAUCCUCAAAUAUGUACCAGAGGGAACUUCGCGCCUCUUGCAAGUGCGACUUACCGUUCAAUUUCAAUCUGUCCUGGAGACCUUCACACCGCAUGAUACAGUUUUCUCCUUUACUACGGCGUCCGAGGUGUCCGAGUCCGCCCUGGGACUGUGCACCAUGCUGCUACCGUCGGCUUCGUCGUUGACCUCGUCGAGCUCGUCCCUCCGCCGGCGUCGACUCGAUGAAAUUACCGAGGACGCAGAAGAGGGUGCGGUGCCACCCAAAGAAAAUGCCGCUCGCCCAGCGCAAUCUGAGGAGGCACUGACACCGACGUACGGAAGGUGCGAACUCGAUGAGCUGCCUGCAAGCGCGGUCCUCGCAAAGGCUCUUCUGGCAAAGAGAAAAGAAGAGGCUGCGGUCACUGUAAUAACGGACUCUUCGCCAGAGGAGCUUCGACCGCCUCGGAAAGACAGCCUUGCUCCAAAGCCCCCGAUCUCACCACUUCCUCCCUCGAUCGACAAGGCUCUACCAGAAACUCCUGAGUCAACACCGCCCACCACCAGUGAAGGCGAGCCUCCCAAACCACCGGAUUUUGAAGCCACGAGCAAUAUCCUUCUCGAUGCUACCGCAAUUGACCCUCCCGAACCGCUUACUCCUCGUCCUGGCCCUCAAACCCGUCACCUCUCCGCCGCUGAGUCGAAUAGCAUUAGUCAAUGGAGUAAUAACGUUGCUUCUUUUGCAGCUGUGAAACCGAAAAAGAAAAAGCUGGGACCCAGGCCUCACGUUGAUUCAGCUCAUCGGCCCAAAACAUCAGGCACUACUGAUAGCAGCAUGAAUGUACGCCCCGUUGCAAAUCUACCAAACACAAUCCGAGUGAACAAUAGAUCUCUGGUCAGCCUCGCUCUUCGUCCUGGAUCCCAGCAAUCAACUCGCAGCACUCCUGGCCGCUUUGCGCCUUCAAGCCAUUCAAUCAACAGUCCCCCGCCUUUGCCCUCUCCAUCCCAUCUCCAAGCACUCUACAAGCCAGGAGAAAGCCGACUGACGAUAUCGAGACCUGCUUCCGUGACCACUGAAACUUCGACCGCGACCCCGGAAAAGCUGAGGUUGAUGAAGGCAUUGCAACUGCGGAAACGAAACAUACUCCUAGCACAACGGGCGUCCGCGGUAACCUCUCCACCUCCUCCAAAUGCCCACACACACAAUGCCUCUGAGUCAAGUGUCAGUACCCAUUCUUCAAGCAAUCACCUGUCACCUAUUCCUAGCAGGGAACAGCUUUCGAAUAUUGACGAAGAAUCCAAAAUCACUCAAUCUUCGAGCGCGACAUCCCCGACAUUUACGACGAACGUGUCGGAAGAGCCGUCGACGAAGGCGUCCUCUUUCACUGAGCAGGAUGACCUUGCUAGGAAGCGGCGCUCGUUAUCCUCAGCCACCAGCUCGUCCAUAACACCGAAGGCGCCUACCCAGGAAAACCCAAGCCAUGUAAAAUCUCCGGCAAGUUCGACGGACAAUAGGCCGGCGAGCAGGUCAGGACUCGGAAUCGCGAUCGUGAAACCCGAAGAGCUGUAUGAGGUUGUGACAAAGCCAGCAUCAACCGAGACAGGAACAUCGCAAGGGCGAGAAAUUGAAACUCCUGCUUCUCAAGAUGAUCCUCGACCUAUUUCCGAUGAACGACAGCAAGUUUCAGCACCCAGAAAGGAUAGUGGUCUAGCAUCCUCUCCGGCGUCGGAAUCCCCCUCCAAAUCUAGACGUCUGGGGCCACCCCAACCUUUACGAAUCUUAUCAGGAGGUGAUGCUUCCGCAUCAGAUGUCUCCGAGGACGAGUCACUGAUGGACGAACUUCAACACGCUACUGUCCAUGAGGCUAAACCAGUCUCCGUUGCUCGUUCGCCGGUGACUCCGAUAAUGUCAAAAGGAAGCUCUGAUCGCCUCCGCGAAAUUGUCAGUAAGACUUCGAAUUCUAGCUACCAGGCCCGACGAAGCGCAGGAAGCACUCCUGAUCGGAAUAGGUCAGGCAGCAAAUCCGGUAGCAUUCGAAGUGUCUCAACAGCGCUUCCGCAAUGGCCCCCUGUGCAAACGGAGCCAGUCCAAAUUCCUUUGUCCAAGAAACCCACACUGGGGACAGGCAUUUCAAAACGCAUCAAAGCCUUGGAAGUGCUAACAACCAAGGAUAUGAACUCUCAACAGGCUCAUCAACCAAGUCGGGAGACCAUUACCGGUCGAUCGGCGUUUUCAUCUUUCAUGAAACGCUCGUCGUUCUUGUUGAACCAGCAGCCCCCCAACGCAUCGACCGAGGCAUCACCGCCAAAACAAUUGCCUGCUUCAACUUCUCAAUAUGACCCUGGCCCUUCCCAUGCGACAAGAGAGCCCAGACGUCCCUCAGUCGACGUCCAUGGCUCAUUACAAAAGGGUGACACCAUAUCUGUCACUGCGCGAAUCGUACGGGAUCCCAGCAAACAGCAUCCUCCUAUUUCACCGAGUUCUAGCUACAAUACUCCCCUCAACCUGUUCCGCAGUCCUUUGAUUGUGGAGCACGAGAAGCAGGACGAGACCUCCAGGGACCAGUCACUGGCUUUGAUCCAAUCUGCAACCAAGAGCCCGACGAAAUCUGAAAGGGGCCGAUUUUCCUUCUCUUCUCAUCGAUCUGCUUCUCAGACGAAUCUGCCUCGCUCCGAGUCAACCCACAGUAAAAUUUCACAUGCGAGCACCUACAAGAAACAUGGACCACGAUCAGCCAGUGACGCCGCAUCAUUUUCGGAGGAGAAAUCAAAAGGCUCAAGGACUAGCAGACUAAUGAGGAGGAUGUCAAAUCUCACAGGCUCGCGCAACAAAAGCCACUCGGUAUCGAAGGAGCAGGCUCAUCCGAACACAAUCCAGGAACAAUCAGAGCCGGCCGGGGGGAGUUCAAUAUCUGAAUCCCUCCUGCAUGUUGUCGACAUUGGAGAUGUCAACGUACAAUUUCCAGAGUCGUUCUUAUGGAAGCGGCGUUUCAUGAAGAUUGACGAUCAAGGAUAUUUAAUUUUCUCCCCGCCGAUGAAUGACGCAAAUCCGAAGAACGUCAAACGCAAAUAUCACCUGAGCGACUUCAAGCGACCGUCACUCCCUGACCUUGAACGAGAAGAAAUGGCGUGGAGUAUUAUACUUGACCUAAAGGACGGCAGAUGCGUGCAGUGCGCGUGCGAAAGUAAACAUGCCCAACACCAGGUUUUACAAAGUGAGUAG